This is a messenger RNA of Siniperca chuatsi (mandarin fish), 1340 nucleotides long. Its product is annotated as peptidyl-prolyl cis-trans isomerase FKBP1A-like. The transcript is spliced from 5 exons. The coding region runs from base 83 to 412 and encodes 109 amino acids. Gene Ontology annotation, molecular function: peptidyl-prolyl cis-trans isomerase activity. Lineage: Eukaryota; Metazoa; Chordata; Actinopteri; Centrarchiformes; Sinipercidae. The record is from RefSeq and is a predicted model, not a curated record.
CCGCACGGCAACAGGCCGCCCCUGCCUCCUGCUUCCGCUCGCAUUGCAGGGUGGUGGAGAGGAAGGUUACUGAAGAGCGAAAAUGGGAGUAGAAAUUGAGACCAUAACUCCGGGCGAUGGACAGACAUUUCCGAAGAAGGGGCAGCGCGUCGUGGUGCACUAUGUCGGCACACUGGCAGAUGGGAAAGUGUUUGACUCUUCGAGGUCCCGAGGGAAGCCGUUCAAAUUCAAGAUUGGACACCAGGAGGUUAUCCGUGGUUGGGAAGAAGGAGUAGCCCAGAUGAGUGUAGGUCAGCGGGCAAAGCUGAUUUGCUCACCAGACUUUGCCUAUGGCAGCAAAGGGCACCCAGGGAUCAUCCCACCAAACGCCACUCUCACCUUCGAUGUGGAGCUGAUCAGUCUGGAAGCCUGAAACUUGUGCACUCACUUUGUUUGUAAUUCCACUCAAAUUUUCAGGGUUGACUCCUAUCUCGGGAACAUGGAGGAGAAAUGUUAACAGAUGAUUCCUGCUCUUGAUCCCUGCAUAGGACCUAUGUCUAUAGCCUCACUAGUUCACUCUCUUUUCCAUUUAGAUACAAAUUGUGUUAUGUCACUUGCUUUAAAACUUUGUCCUCCAUACUAUACUUUAGAUUCCUUACAGUAAUAAGUCAUAUGCCAUCCCAUCCCAUGUAUUUUGUCAUAUUCUGCUAUGUAUUUUUAUGGUGAUGUUUUGUUUUUUUAUUUGACUUAAAAUUGACAAAAUGUGUCUGCCAUCAGGACCAGGUUUUAGAUAGGUGUCAUAAGUAUUUAAUCAAUCUCAUUCCUGUGGCCCCGUGGCCUUUACAUUAAAAAUUGUAUUGAUUGCGGGUAAUGAAUUGUCUUGAAUAAAAAUAAGAAUAAAUUGUUGUUUGACACAAUGAUAUUUCUAUGAAUUACCUUUUGUGAUACUUGGGUUAAAUUAGAAAAAAAGUAUGGAAUACAUUGUAACCAGGGAUUCAUGAAUCAAGGACAUUAUUGCCAAGAACAGCCUACAGGUCUCUGCAGAUGUAGGAUUUUCUUUGUCUAUAUACUGCAGCAUCAAUUCUUAAUUUAUAAGAGUAAAACGACUAUCGCUGAAGCACUCACAACUGGAAAUCAUUUGUCUUUAUUGCUUGUGAAACUUUUUUUUUUUUUUUGCCAAAAGAAGGUGUUUGGUAAAAGGUUUCUUAACUUGCAUGGUAAGGUCCCCCACAAAGAUUUGUAGGCACAUCUUGGGGUUUGUGAUUAUCUUUAUUUGAAGGAAUUGUGUGUAACAAGCUGUGGAUGUUGUAAACGGUCUGUUCUUUACUCUAAACACAUUAAAAGAGUAAUUUUAACACAAA